AAGAAUUUGACGAUUCAUCAGAAGAUCAGAAAUUAGUUAAAGCAUGGAGAUUAAAUCAUGGAUUGUAUCUGGCCGGCAACGAUUUUAUGCCAAGUAAUAAAUUAAUUUUAGGUUACAAUGGAAAAUUGAAUGUUACGACAUAUUCAAGAGAACUAUUAAUAUAUACAGUAGUUACGGACAGUUCAGAUAAACCAAAAUCAUCCUGGGAUAAAUUACGGGAUACUUAUCCAGAGUUUUUAUCAAUGAAAGAAAAUCCUAUUAACGAAAUUUUUGAAACUGACGUGUGUAUUUUAUUCCCAAUUGCCGAGAUCACUUAUACUGGACCGAUAAAUAAAGGAUUUAAGUUGGAUUUAAAUAGUGAAGAAGAUGAUUUCAUAACGGAUAAUUACACAGAGUACGGACACUUUUUUGCUAAAAAGCUACUUGCUGGAGGAAAAUUGUAUCUCAGAAAUUUUGACGACGCAAAAUCUGUUCAAAUAGAGCACUUAAAAUCACAUCUGGUAUGGGCACUUGACUCUUAUCAUUCGAAAAGAGAAAAUCCAUUCGAAAAUGCAACAAUAUUUAAUUUUCCUAUUAUUGAGACAACUAAUAAAAACUUUUUAAAAACGCCAAAAGAUUUAGCGAUGUGGAUUAGGUGCUUAUAUGAAGAUAAUUUGGUUGAAAUAAUAUCUUACGAGGAAAUCAUUCCUGUACUUACAUUUUUAGAUAAAGUGGAAUAUGUUUAUAAUUCUGAUGUGUUUACAAAUCGAUUGGUUCCAGGAAUCUCUAAUAAACAUCAAGAAAUUGCUUUAAAGAAUUGGAUUGAUGAUAUUCCCUUAAGAAAUUUGCUCACAUGGGUUGAAAAGUUUCCUUUUCGACAUGGAAUGUUGAUAGAUCAAUUUGGAAUCACUUUAGCCAAAAAACAAGCAUUAAAUUUUACACAAAGUCCAAUUGUUUCCAAAAGCAACGGUUAUAACCUGCAGUUUAUUCAACCCAGAACUUGUACUGAAGAGAUAUUUUUAAGAAAUAAUAUCACUCAUAAAUCAAAUCCAAUUCCAUUUGUAGCAUGCAAUGAAUAUAAGGCGGCAACACCAAUUGACGAUAUUAUUUACUUAUUUUUACAUAAUGAAAGGAUUAAAAUAUAUUUUGAUCAGUGCAUUGCGCCUUUGCCAGUCUUUAAGAAAUCUGUGGAAGAUGCAAUUCAAAGUAUUCAUCCAUAUAAGACACUUCAAGAGACAUUUAAUGAGUUUGGACAUUUUUUACCAAAGUCGGUUGUUUUAGGAAAUCAACUUAGAGAGAUAUUAAAAAAACCAAUGAACGCACCAAGUCAUGCAUUAUUUAAAAAGAAAUUU
Scutellospora calospora is the source of this 1331-nucleotide messenger RNA. Lineage: Eukaryota; Fungi; Glomeromycota; Glomeromycetes; Diversisporales; Gigasporaceae. The record is from the annotation of a GenBank genome assembly.